UUAGGUUUUCUUUCCUCUACAAUACAGUCUACAGGACACUCAUCAUAAUCGCAAGCAAUUGCAAGACAUUUGUGACCAGAAAUAGUGAAAUGGCGCAAGCAGCGAGGCUCAACCUGCGAAUGCAAAAGGAGCUGAAGCUCCUCCUCACAGACCCUCCUCCCGGCGCCUCCUUUCCGCUUCUCUCCGCCGACACUGAUCUCUUCUCCCUGUCCACCAUCGAUGCCCAGAUUGAAGGUCCUGAAGGGACGGUAUAUGCCAAUGGAAUCUUUAAUAUCAGAAUUCAGAUCCCCGAAAGGUACCCAUUUCAGCCACCGAGUGUGACCUUUGCCACGCCCAUUUACCAUCCUAAUAUUGAUAACGGAGGUCGGAUUUGCCUCGACAUUCUCAAUCUUCCUCCCAAGGGAGCAUGGCAACCAUCACUCAACAUUUCAACUUUGCUAACUAGCAUAGGAUUGCUGCUGAGUGAACCAAAUCCUGACGAUGGAUUGAUGUGUGAGGCUAGCAGGGAAUACAAAUACAACAGGCAAGCCUUUGACCAGAAAGCACGGUCUAUGACAGAUAAAUAUGCCAAGGCUGGAGCUGGUGGGAUUAGUUUCAGAUCUCAAUGUACUCAAACUCAAUCCAAUUCAAGCAUGAUGGAGUUCAAAAAAUUGGGGGCGCAGAAACAAGAUUUGAUAAAUGAUCCUGUUUCUAGUAGUAAGAAGCCAUAUGAGGUCUCUCAGAAUUUGAUGUUGGGCUCUCCAGCCUCGAACCAAAGAAGGGGAAGGGACAAUGAUGAGGAGGAAAAUGUGGUGUUUAAUUACUCCCUGUCUUACUCACAAGAUCAGAUGGCAGUUAAAGUAAAGGGAAAAGAGUUGGAAGAGGCUAUUCCUGAGUAUAAUCUGGGCCAUAUGAAAGAAGGAGUUUCGAAGCGAAAUUUAUCACUGAAUUCCUACGCUCCCUGUCACAAGAGAGAGUGGAAUAAGGAGAAGGUAGUGCUACAUCAGUCUCCUGUUCUAUCACGUAACUUGAAUGCUUUGGCUUCAUUUGAAGCUAGCAACAGUCAUGAGCAACUACAUCAUGAGCAUCAAAAUGAUUUUUUUACGGAUGGAAAAAGGAUGAGUUUAGCAAAGCUGUGUCGGGUCAGCAAGAAACAGUCAACAGGUUCUGUGGAUUCAUGCCAAACGGAUGAUGGUAAUAAUGAGAAAAUGUGUGAUGCUCCUCAAUCAUCACCCUCGCCCUACCCUGCCCAUUUUAUCACAUCAGGUGGAGGCUUGCCAGCUGCCCUGUCUAUUAACCAUAAUGAACUAUGUCCUGAUGAUACAACAAUUGAUAGGAUGGGAAGCGACUCAUUCAAUACGAAGUUCCCAGAAGUAUAUCCAGUGAGUAAAAGGCUCUCCCUGGGACUUAAAAGCUCAUCAGCAGGACUGGACAAUGACGACAAGGAGAAUGUGAUGCCAAUUCUUAAGUUGCCAACUCCAAGCCCUCAAACCUCUCCUAAAAAGAGUGGCAAUGGACGGAAACUGUCUCUUGGUCCUCUGACCUCAUCGCAAGAAAGGGACAAUAGUAACAUUGAGCAGGGCUCAUCUUCUCCGAACUGUAUGGAUACAUGUAACUCCUUGUCUAUGCAACAUCAGUGCAGGUUUGAUGGCAAAGAGAAGUCUAAUCUAAACAAUAUGACGACUGAUGGUGGGAUUGGACAAGAAGCAAUAGAAGAAUCAUCAAUACCCAGAGAACUAAUUGUGGUAGAUAGUGAAGACAGUGAGGAGGAGGAUAAUGUCAGAGGAGCAUCAAGAUUUAAACUGUCACUUGUGCGAAAGCGCAUGGGAAAGAGGAGAGCUCAAGCUUGAAGAUUGUAACAGCUCUCUAGUCGGCUUCAUUUUGUGAUUUUCAACAAACUUUAUCCUCUUUGAUUUAAUUAGCCAUUGUACAUGACAUCUUAUGGAACCCCCAGGUUGCCCAGAGAAAAAGGUCCUUUCUAGCAUU
Molecule: messenger RNA, 1965 nt
Organism: Tripterygium wilfordii
Lineage: Eukaryota; Viridiplantae; Streptophyta; Magnoliopsida; Celastrales; Celastraceae
Product: probable ubiquitin-conjugating enzyme E2 37
Exons: 6
Coding region: 90-1829 (579 amino acids)
Biological process (GO): DNA damage response; protein polyubiquitination
Cellular component (GO): nucleus
Molecular function (GO): ubiquitin conjugating enzyme activity
Source: RefSeq, a predicted model, not a curated record